Messenger RNA from Gordionus sp. m RMFG-2023, 3727 nucleotides. Its product is annotated as myb-like protein A. The record is from RefSeq and is a predicted model, not a curated record. Lineage: Eukaryota; Metazoa; Nematomorpha; Gordioida; Chordodea; Parachordodidae. The transcript is spliced from 11 exons. Bases 204 to 3182 code for a protein of 992 amino acids. Gene Ontology annotation, molecular function: protein binding.
UAUCAAAAUAAAUUCGAUAUUUUGUAAAAUUAUUUUUUCUAACUUUCAACAUCUACCUAUACAAAAUUAACCUAGAUUCUUUAAAAUCUGAAGACAUUGGAAUGUAUAUAAACCUAUUGUCAAUUAUUAAUCCUAAGGAAAAAUAAAAACAAAACUUCGAACUUCUUAUCGGGAAUUCGCGUUGAUUAUUACCCGCCCCGAUAAUGGUCAUGACGGAAGAUAACGCGAUAGACUUUUCGAAUCGCGCCAAAUAUUUUCACUUCGAAGAUUUGGCGCGCACGGGAAAAGAAUUCGAUCCUUCCAAACAGUCCCCACUUCAGCAGCAACAUAAGCUUCAAAAUACCGCCAAUAUCCAAAAUUUUUACCGCGAUUUUUCCACCCUACCAUCUAUAUCCUCCAACAAAUCCUCGUGCCACCCUAGUUUAUCGAAGGCGGGAUCUUGCGGUGAACCUAAUCGUUCCGCAUUUUUUGGGGGAGAUAAGUCGCCUCUAGAACAUCGACAAAAAACCGAUCGAACAGCUCCAGCUAAUAUGACUACCGUUUCGAACCCUAAAAAGGUCAAUUCCUUGAUUGCCAUGUUUUCGGGGUCUCACGGAAGUGCCAAUCACCCCCCUCCACAUUUAACUUCCGUCUCUUCUCCCCACAUCAAUAAUAACUCCAAUAAUUUCCCUACUCAUUUUACCUCCUCCUUUCACGCCAACAACAAUGUCAAUCAUCCUUCGAAUUUCUAUGCUUCCUCCAACAUCAACAGCAAUGCCAAUCAUACUUCAAAUUUCUCGGCGUCCUCCCACGUCAACAUCAAUGCCAAUCAUUCGUCAAAUUCCUUUGCUUCCUCCCACGUCAACAACAAUGUCAAUCAUUUCCCUCCUCAUUUCUCUCCCCCCUCAUCCCAUGUCAACAAUUCCAAUCAUGGCCAGUCGCCGGUAGUUAUAUCAGACCCGCGCCGAUGUUCAGUCAAAACGGCUGGCCACUCCCCCAAUCAAUCUACCGCCAGUCAUGUGACAUCGCCUACUUGCCAGAACAUCUGCCAUGAUAGUAGCGGUACCGGCGGUCAAAUGAUCGAAGUUUAUGAUGACACUAAAUUUGGUCUAGCCGGACUGAGACGCAAAAAUAGCUGCGACGGAAAAGUCGGCGAGGAUAAUUCCGCAUCGAGUAGCAGCACGAAAUCUUUUGACGUUAAUGGAUUAUUCACGAAUCCUGAUGGCAGUGAAAAAAUUGGAAAAGAUAAAAAGCUUGAUAAUUUUUCCAGAAAAUUCCAAAAUUUAUACCUUCCUGACAUUACAGAUGGGACUAUUCCCUCGGACACAGCUAAAAAUAUAUCCGGUGACAAAUCGAAGAAAAAUGACGACAAAUACUAUAGUUUUAAAAAUGGCCGCGAUUUAACGGCUGCUGUUCGUGACAGUGUUUCUCAUUUCACCGAUUUCGAUGCCCCAUCUACCAACGCGUUUAGGUUCAACGGUAAUGCCAGCGACAAUUUUCUAACCAAUCACGACGAAGGAAAAGGUUACGAUUGCUCCUCUCGUCGACCACGAAUCGCCGAAAUUCUCGACACGCCCUUUACCGUACAUCAAGCCGCCCGCAAUUCAGUCGAUUACGAUAACGCUGUCACACCUACCCCACCAAAAGAACAAAACCUAGUAAUGGAAAUCGCCGAUUCUGACCAGUGCCUGACAACUCCUCACGAUCAAAUGCCCAACUACCAAUCAGAAGAUCCUUAUAUCGAUAACAGUUACCCCGCGCACGCGCGUCAAAACUCCAAUGAUUCGACGGCGUCCUCAUCUUCCUCAUUUAGUUCCUUACUUUUAAUAGUUGCUUCCACGGCCGCUCCCGUUCACCUGCGCAAUAUCGAAAAUACGGAAGACCAAGAAGCCCGUCUUUGCGCGCGUGACGACGACCAUUUUUACGGACGAAACACCGACAGCCAAUUAUCUUCCUCCUCCGACUCCUCCCAGCAAAUGUCCCCAGUUCCCGCCCCUUUUCGAUCUCUCUUUUUCGACGGUAACAAAUCUCGGCACGGGUCUGGCGACGAACGUUUGGAUGGGCAGACCUCUGUCACGAUGCCAAACCCGUUUAACCUUUCCAAGAACUCGGGACGCGGCCAUUUUAUGUGUUCUUACUCGUCGACUCCCGUUUCAUGCAAUAAUCAUAAUGGCGGCGGUAGUAUGAGUCUCUCCGGUUCCUUUUCGGGCAAGAACCUUGGCAAUGCAAGUCAGCAAGUUCUCAUCAGCAGGUCAGAAUCGAGAGGUUCUAUAGCAAGCCUCACUUCGAUCGUAUCCUUGGCUUCCUCCACUAGUUACCUGUCACCAUACGAAUUACAGCAGCUGAUUGAAGAAGCCAAUCAAAGCCUGGACCAAUCGGGAUCGAGCGACCAUUUUGUCGAUGUUUUGAUUCUCCAUCGCGAACACAUGGGCGGGGGAAUAGGUAUAACGCUGGCGGGAGGCGUGGACCAAGAACAAAAGGAAAUUCGGAUACACAAAGUGAUAAGCGGGAGCGUGGCUGAAAAAGAUGGCCGAGCUCAAAAAGGUGACAGAGUUUUAUCUAUAAAUGGGAAGGCUAUGCACAACUUGACACAUCGACAAAGCGUCGAAUUCCUAAAGGCUCCUAGACCCGAAGUAGUAUUAGUUAUAUCCCGCCCAAAGACAGGUUCGUGUUCUCUUACGCGCUUAACCGACGCUGUCACGUCAAUUACCAGUGACAGACAUCGUCUCGACCAGAACCAUCUCCUAAAUCCACCCAGCAAAAAUUCCCACGAAAAAACGGAUAAUUUUGGCCUCUCGACAACCAUAGGUGGCGACGAAAAGUUACUCGUAGAAGAAGACAUUUUAGGGGGUAAAGAAGGACGACCAGCUGAUUUCGUAGAUGAAUGCGCGCUAAAAUGCGAACCCGGCGUUCCCUCCGAAGUUAUCAAAAUCGAGUUAGAAAAUACCGCCUCGUGUGGGCUCGGCUUUUCGCUAGAAGGCGGUCGAGCCUCCCUAUUCGGAGAUAAGCCUAUAACUAUCAAACGAGUUUUUAAAGGUGGAACUCUCGAUAGGUGCGGUCUAUUAAGCACGGGGGACGAGAUUUUAAUGGUCAACGACCAGAACACCGAACACAUGACUCAUUUUCAAGCUUGGAAUUUUGUCAAAUCGCUACCGGACGGGAAAGUUACGAUAGUAGCCCGAAAAAUGGCCACCAUCUCUUAAUCCUCCCUCACCCAUAUAUAUUUUUUUGAUAGUCAGCCUUCAUUUUUUUUACUCAUUAAACAAAAUUAUUAUUUUUCUAUUCUCAAUUCUUUAUUCCCCCACUUAAAUCCAUCAUUAUUCCACCAUCCCAUAAUUUUUAUAAUGCACCAAAUAUUGUUUAUAUGAUAAAGCCAUGCUCAAAAAAGAUAAUAAUAAAUCAAGAUAAUUCUUACCCCAUGAGAACUACAAAAAAAAUAGGAAAUUAGAUGAAGAAAAGAUUUCUAAUAUUUUUUAUAUAUAAAAAAAAUUAAUUGAUUUUUAUAAUACCACCACAAAAAUGAACGCAUAAUCCUUUUUUAAAUAAUUUUGAAAAUAAAAUUGAUAUUUUGCUACUUAAUAAAUAUAAAUCAUAAUAUUAAAAAUUGUAUUAACACGAGAAUCAAACCAACUAUUAUGCCUUAUCUCCUAUAAUAUUUAUAUUAUAAAUUAUGCAAAACAUUAUUUAUAUUAUUUUUUUUAAAUAUUAUAUUUUUAAUAUAUUGGAAAUAAAAUUAUAUUUUUUUUGC